Messenger RNA from Botrytis cinerea B05.10, 1418 nucleotides. RefSeq lists its product as hypothetical. The record is from RefSeq and is a predicted model, not a curated record. The coding region runs from base 150 to 1154 and encodes 334 amino acids. The transcript has 2 exons. Lineage: Eukaryota; Fungi; Ascomycota; Leotiomycetes; Helotiales; Sclerotiniaceae.
GUUUAUCACAGAUUUAUUCUAAUUUAACGAGAAUAUCCUUUGUUAUCACGGAUUAAAGAUCCAAGUAUCUUCAGACGGUCGAUCAAGCGGGUAACCUAACAAAUCCUCGGAGGUUUUCUGGCAGAGUCGAAUAAAAACAGGAAGAAGAAAUGCCGGAGAAGCCAACAGAGAAGGGAAACGCAUACCAUCACUGGCUAUUUGACGAGAUAAAUAUUCUGAGCGAAAUCUUGGGGGAUCGGCUAAGAGAAUCUCGUAUAGUAAGACGUUCGAAGUCAAUCGAUUGGGAGUCGGUUACUGAAGGAUACAAUGAUCGCUUUAACGUUUGUUUUCAAGAGAAAGGCGUUCUUAUGAGAGAUGGAGAAAGUGAACUACGCGAAGGUCGUUCUGCACCAAAUAGGACUCGGCAAGAAAUCAAAAUGAUUUCUAGCAAUGACCCUCGUUUGAGUAGCAUCGUAGCAGAAUACAAUGAUUUGAAGAAGAAAAUAGACAAUGAUAUAAGUGAGGAUUCAAGUCAGGUAGAAGUCUAUGAGGAAGAUCAGAGUCCCCCACGAAUGUUCAAAUGGAAAGGAGUUAGAUAUAUUGACAACAACGACCGCACAGAGGCAGAAGUUAACAAGCCAGACAAGAGCAAGACCAUCAUUGAGUACAUAAGUCUACUCACUGAGACGGAACAGGAAAAUCCCGGAAAUUUUAAAUUGGGUCGAGUUCUUUUUGAAUACAAAGAAAGAUUGAGAUGGAAGUCACGAGAUGAUGUUACAGUGCUUAAUCAAUGGCGUAAACUAAUGUUGCACAGAACAUCAGGGAUUCCCCUAAAAGGAGAAAAAGCAGAGCCCAGUCUUACUUACGCUUGGUCUUGGGAUGAAAGGCACAGACUCGCGAACAUACUCACAAAGCGAACGAGCAUAAAUAGUCUUCGUAAGAAAAAUUAUUCAGGAGUGGACUUUUCGUCGGUCUUUGAGGAAUUUAACGACACUCUCAAUAUUUAUCGAAGCGAAACCCAAAUUAAAAGGUUCGCUGAAAAAAACAAUCUCUCAAAGUUCACAGAUGACUACAUCGAGGAAGAAAACAAGAGAAGGAUAGAUAGUGCGAAUGAUACCGCAUCUGCGUUUGCGUCGAAGAGGCCAAGAAUUUCCUCUUCCGGCAGUAGUCAGUAACACCGAUUCCAACGCAUUCCAUUAUCAAGAUAUUUGGAGUCAUGUCUGCUGUUUUUACGAAAUAUUAUCGUUUAGAGAUCGUCUUUCAGUUAGUGAUUCCGUUUGGACUCAAUUGUUUUUCAUUUCUGAUGAGGCGGCAAGAGACUGUCACGUGAGGCUAGGUGUGGAUUCUCAGGGACAAAAAUUGAUGGCCUUGCAUUCUUACUGAUGAGUUUCUGAAAAUUUGAGAUUGGAGAAAAUUUGGAAUUAUCAGGUUCUGAUUCA